Molecule: messenger RNA, 3488 nt
Organism: Cuscuta epithymum
Lineage: Eukaryota; Viridiplantae; Streptophyta; Magnoliopsida; Solanales; Convolvulaceae
Source: the annotation of a GenBank genome assembly
AUAACUUGCAACCGGUUAAAGAAGUGAUAAACUUUAUAAACCUACGUUCAAUUCUACCUGAUCAAUUAAAUCUUUCCCAAACCAUUUUUUACCCUUUUUAUAACAAAGUUACUCAAAAGAUUGCUGGGGUUCCCUCGACGUAGAACAACGAAACUGAAACGGAGAAUAUGAAGGUGAUGACGCCUCUGGAUGUUGGACAACGACCCUGUUCCCAUUCCCAUUAGGUUGAUAACAGGUCUUAAUGGCUACAAUGGAUCAUGUUUGUUUGAAAUUUUGGCAUGGCGGUUCAUUUAAGAAAAAAAAAGACAAAUUAGUUUACUUCAAUGGACAGUGUAUGACUUUUGAGGUAGAUGUUGAUGAAUUGUGUUGGUUUUGGCUUGAGGAAUUGGCAAAGAAAUGUGGGAGUUACACUAUUAUUGAUGAAAUAUGGUAUUUGGUUCCUGGACUGAGCUUGGAUAACGGCUUGAGGAGGGUUUAUAAUGAUAAAGAGGUACUACAAAUGAGUGAAUUACUACUGAAAGCUAGGUCCCUGGAUAUGUAUGUGUUGCAUGGCCUUGAUCAACCUGAAAUGGUGCUGAUGUUACCACCAAUUCUGAACACAGAACCUGCCACAGAACCAUCAAAUAUAGAUGAAACAAUUGGUUCUAGAGUUAUAGAUGAUGAGGUAGAAACACAGAUUCAUGAUGAUUGUGAAGCUGAAAUAGAAAGUGAAGCUGAAUUUGAAGGUGCGGAAGAUGAAGUUGAAGCCAGUGAGUUCUUAUUCGAUGGGGAGAAUGAAGAUUUGAGUGACGGUGAAGUGGAAGCUAGUGAUGAUGAAUAUAGAGCUGCAAAGCAAAGGGUUAAAGAUUGCAAUAACAAAUUGUUUGAAAUUGCCAAAAAACUUCAAAAAGAAGCAGCAAAAGGUACUCUUGAAGGUCUGAAAAUGAAAUCUCUUUCUUGUGGAGAACAUAAUACCUGUAAUAUAGAAGAUGGUUAUUUAAGUGAGUAUGAGGACAGUGAGGAAGAAAUCCACACGCCCCCAGAGAGUGCAGAAGAAGACUUAGCGGAGAGGAAGAAAAUAAGAAGUGCUGAUUUUGUUAGUACAGAUAUUGACUUCUCAACGUUUGAAUGGAAGGCGGGUCAGCGAUUUGCUACUCGGGAGGAAUUUAAGAAGGCUGUAACAAAAUUUGCUAUUUUACAAGGGCGCAAUUUGAGCUUUGCUCUCAGCAACAAAAAGAGGCAACAAAGGUUGGGGGUUAGAUGCGUAGAUGGUUGUCCAUUUAAGUUGUAUUCCUCUUGGGAUUCUAGGAGAGCCACAUUUGUGGUAAAGACAGUUGUAGGGAAACACAAUUGUCAUAGAAAUAUGAAAAGGAACAAACAACUAAAGUCUAAAUGGGUUGCAAAACAAUUUCUUGAUGUUUUUAAAGCAAGACCCCACUGGCCAGCUAAAGAGAUCAUUGAGACCGUCAAGAGAGCAUACAAAGUAGUCAUCAAAAGGGACUUUGCGUAUAAGGUGAAGUAUUGUUCCCAUAAAAUGCUGCAUGGAUCAAUGGAAGACCACUACAGAAAAGUAGGGAGAUAUUUAAGAGCUUUACAAAAUUCCAGCCCUAAGAGUGAACUGCAAUUGGUCACUAAUGAAAAAGACAACCUCUCUGCCCCAGUAUUUCAGAGGUUAUUCACGUGCUUUGAGGGGCUACAAAAAGGAUGGAAAGAGGGGUGUAGGAAGGUGAUAUGUGUGGAUGCUUGUUUUCUAAAAACUUUCCUUGGUGGGCAGUUGUUAUCUGCAAUAGGUAGAGAUGGUAACGACCAAAUGUAUCCUAUUGCAUGGGCAGUCGUAGAAGCUGAAAAUAAUCUGGCAUGGGAGUGGUUCUUCUUGUUACUUCAAAGGUGUCUAGACUUGGGAGAGGGUGCAGAUAUAGCAAUUAUUUCAGACGAGCAUCAAGCUAUUUUGAAUGCGGUUUCAAAAGUUCUUCCUUUAGCUGAACACCGACACUGCGCAAGACAUAUUUUUGCGUUAUGGCAUAAAUCAAACAGAGGAGAUGACAUGAAGUUGAAGUUUUGGAAAAUUGCUAAAGCGUAUAACAUGGCUGAUUAUAACGAGGCAAUUGAUGAGUUGGCAGAAGCAAAUCCAGAGGCUGCUACCGCAUUUCUAAGCUACAAUCCUAAGUGCUUUUGUAGAGCAUUUAUGAAUACUAGUAUAAAAUGUGAUGCCAUCACGAACAAUAUGGCUGAAACAUUUAAUGGCUACAUCAUAAAUGCAAGGACAAAGCAUCUUAUUUACAUGUUGGAGGAUAUAAGAGCUGCAUUAAUGCAAAGACUAGUCCUGAAGAGGCAGGAAAUGGAGAAUGCACAGUCACUACUAUGCCCAAGGAUUCAAGCUAAAAUAGAACUUGAGAAAGCUAAAGCUUCAUAUUGUGAUGUUCUGCCAUCCACCUUUCACACCUUCCAAGUGAAUAUGAAUUUAGAUAGUCUGAAUGUUGAUCUUCAAGCUAGGACAUGUACAUGUAGAAAAUGGGAUAUGACGGGUUUACCAUGUUGUCAUGCAAUAGCAUGCAUUUUUUUCCUACAUCAAGAGGUAGAGGACUAUGUUGAGGGCUGCUAUAAGAGGGAGAUUUACUUGAGGGCAUAUGCGGGAUUUAUUCCCCCUUGUGAAGGUGAGAGGCACUGGCCACGAAUUGACUGCCCAUUGUACCCCCCUCCAAUAAAAAUUGGUCCUGGAAGACCAAGACGUAAUAGAAAAAAGGACCCAUUUGAAGACCCCAAAAAAAGUGGCAAGCUGACUAGACAUGGCAUGGAGAUGACUUGUAGCAUUUGUCAGAUUAAAGGCCACAAUAAAAGAAGGUGUCCAAACAGAGACAAAGUUGUGGUCCAAGAACCUCAACUUAAGAGAGCUAGGGGUCGGCCAAGAAAUGACGGAAAAGCUCCCCAAGCUUCUAAACCAACAACUGAGUCACUUAACCAUCAUUCAGCCACAGCCGAACCUAACAAACUAGGUAGGGGAGGGAGAGUCAUCAGAGGAGGGAGAGGAUCUAGAGGAGGAAGAGGAUCUAGAGGCGGGAGGGAAUCUAGAGGAGGCAAAGAUAGAACUGGGGAUAAAAAUAAGGUACCUAAAGGAUUUGGGGUAUUCAUUGCUAAUGAUGGUUCUACAUACACCCAUGUCCCAGGUCAAUCAGGAGGAGCAAGAUUAGUGAGUGAAGGGCCAGUUUCUGCAGCAACUAUAUCACAACUAAGUCAGUGUUCCAGUUUUGGGAAAAAUUCAUGAAGUUUGGCGAUAGUAGAAUAGAUAGCUAUGGUCAUUGAUAGAUCUGUAUAAUGGGGUCAUUCAUAGAUCUCUGUUGUGACCAUCUUUUGAUCUGUUUUUUUUGUAUUCAGUACUUGUAAUCUGGCCAUGUGCAUGUACUCUGUUUUGUAAUUUUGGCUACUUUAACUUCUCCAAGCUUGUGAACAGAGAAAACUAGCUGUUCUUGACAUAUGUACUGGCAUCAUGUGCUCUUAAAUUUUCAAUCCAG